AUGACUGAUCCGAUUUCCAAGUUCAAACGCAUUGGCGUCGUCGGCGCCGGCAAUAUGGGGUCGAUGAUGACCUUUGCCUUUGCAGAACUGGGACUCGAUGUGUCAGUCUGGGAUGUGAAGAAGGAAAAUGUUGAUCAGGUCAUGAGAUGGGCCAAAGAUGCCAAGACUAGUAAGGGCAAGGUAGAAGGGUUCUACGAUAUCGACAAAUUCGUCAAAAGUCUAGACCAGGCGCCACGCAAACUGUUCAUGUUCUCGAUCACACACGGCAGCCCGGCGGAUUCAGUACUGUCCAUGAUCAAACACGACUUGAAGCCAGGAGAUAUUAUCCUCGAUGGCGGAAACGAGAACUACCGUCGGACAGAACGGAGACAGAAGGAGCUGCAGCCUCUUGGUGUCCACUGGGUCGGUAUGGGGGUCUCGGGUGGUUAUCAAUCUGCACGCAGAGGACCUAGUUUGUCCCCUGGCGGUGAUCGUAAGGCCAUCGAAGAGGUCCUUCCGUUCCUUGAGAUGUACGCUGCCAAGGACCGCAGGACGGGCCUUCCCUGUGUUACGUACAUUGGCCCCGGAGGUGCAGGUCAUUUUGUGAAGAUGGUUCACAAUGGAAUCGAGGGAGGAAUGCUCUCGACUGUCUGUGAAGCGUGGGCGUUACUGCACAAUGGUCUCGGAUUGCAGUACGAUGAGAUCGGUGACAUCUUUGAGAAAUGGAACAGCCACGGUGAACUGAAAGAGUCAUACCUGGUCCAGAUUGGAUCCGAAAUCUUACGAACCAAGAAGACCCCGUCAGGAGAUUACCAUGGAGAAGGCAGGAGCCAGGCUGAUGGAUACGUCCUCGACGAUGUCCUGGACAAAGUCGUACAAGACGACGACGGCACCGAAGGUACACCUUUCUGGACAAUAAUGGACACUGCUGCGCGUCAUGUUUCCGCUCCAACCCUAGCAACAGCCCACUACCUGCGUGUCGCCAGCGGAAACCGCGAGGAGAGGAUCAAAGUCGCCCAGAAACUUGGUGUGCCCAAACCACGCCCGCUAUCCGCAGUCAAGGACAAGGGCCAGUUUAUCGAAACUCUUCGUCGUGCAGUAUACUGCACCUUCCUCGCCUCUUUCUGCCAGGGUCUUGAAGUCAUCGCCAACGCUUCAGACGCCGAAGGCUGGGACAUCGACAUGGGCAAAUGCAUCCAGAUCUGGCGAGCCGGUUGUAUCAUCCAAGAGGAGUACAUUGCCGAUUUACUCCAGCCCGUGCUCUCCAACUCCAAGACCCCGAUCCGCAACAUCAAGCAGAUCGACGGCGUCGCGGCGGAAUUGCACCGGAACUAUGACUCGCUUAAGCAGAUCGUUAUGCUGGCUACGGAAGCAGACCAUUACAUUCCCGCCAUGUCUGCCACUUUGGAAUACCUCAAGUACUGCGGAGGCACCAUGUUGCCGACCAAGUUCAUGGAGGCCGAGAUGGACUUCUUCGGAGCUCACGCGUACGACAAGCCUGGUGUGCCUGGAGAAGAUCCCGGAAAGCAACAUCUUUCCUGCGCCAGUUCUCGUCUCGUAUCGCAAAACCUCGGAUCCGAAUCGAAUCCCCGAAGCAACUGGCAGGGAAGAUGGUCGCCGUCCCCAAGGAAUACAAAGCCUGUCCGGAUCGCCGUCAUCGGUGGUACCGGACUCAGGGAACUCCCGGGUUUCACGCAGGUUGCGACCCUGGAUAUCUCGACUCCCUGGGGCAAGCCCUCCGCUCCUAUCACUAUCCUCCACCACAAGUGCUCGACUGACGGCAAGGAUGUCGCUGUCGCCUUCCUGAGCCGUCAUGGCCUUCACCAUCAGAUUGCUCCCCACGAGGUGCCUGCUCGUGCCAACAUUGCUGCUUUGCGGUCUAUCGGCGUGCGAACCAUCAUUGCUUUCUCUGCUGUGGGAAGCUUGCAGGAGCAUAUCAAGCCUCGCGAUUUUGUGGUUCCAGACCAGGUCAUUGACAGAACCAAGGGCAUCCGGCCAUUCACAUUCUUCGAGGGAGGUGCUGUCGCUCACGUUCCCUUCGGUGACCCAUUUGAUGAGCGUGUUGCUAAGGUCGUUCGGGCUUGCGGACACAGCUUGGAGGGAGAGGGUGUCGUGCUGCAUGACCGCGGCACAUUGAUUUGUAUGGAGGGCCCUCAAUUCUCCACUCGCGCUGAAAGCAACCUAUACCGCUCUUGGGGUGGCAGCGUGAUUAACAUGUCCGCCCUUCCGGAGGCCAAGCUCGCCCGUGAGGCUGAAAUCGCAUACCAGAUGAUCUGCAUGUCGACGGAUUACGACUGCUGGCACGAGUCGACCGAGGAUGUCACCGUCGAGAUGGUUAUGGGUAACAUGAAAGCUAACGCAGUUAAUGCGAAGCAUUUUGUCACUGCUGUUCUCGACGAACUCGCUAAGGAAGAGCAUGCUGAACUUGUGCAGGCUAAGCACAUUGCUGGCUCUGUGAAGUUCGGUGUUAGCACCCCUGUCCCUCACUGGAGUGCCGAUGCUCGGGAAAAGUUGACUUGGCUCUUCCCUGGGUACUUUGAGUAG
Molecule: messenger RNA, 2523 nt
Organism: Paecilomyces variotii
Lineage: Eukaryota; Fungi; Ascomycota; Eurotiomycetes; Eurotiales; Thermoascaceae
Product: 6-phosphogluconate dehydrogenase
Exons: 4
Coding region: 1-2523 (840 amino acids)
Biological process (GO): nucleoside metabolic process; pentose-phosphate shunt, oxidative branch; pentose-phosphate shunt
Cellular component (GO): cytosol
Molecular function (GO): S-methyl-5-thioadenosine phosphorylase activity; NADP binding; phosphogluconate dehydrogenase (decarboxylating) activity
Source: RefSeq, a predicted model, not a curated record